Messenger RNA from Meriones unguiculatus (Mongolian gerbil), 699 nucleotides. RefSeq names its product clarin 2 (gene Clrn2). The coding region runs from base 1 to 699 and encodes 232 amino acids. The record is from RefSeq and is a predicted model, not a curated record. The transcript has 3 exons. NCBI's taxonomy places the organism in Eukaryota, Metazoa, Chordata, Mammalia, Rodentia, Muridae.
AUGCCUGGAUGGUUCAAAAAGGCGUGGUAUGGGCUGGCUUCUCUGCUCAGCUUUUCUUCCUUCCUCCUGAUCAUCGUUGCCUUGGCUGUGCCCCAUUGGUUGAGCGGGAAAAUCCUGUGUCAGACUGGAGUGGAUUUGGUCAAUGCCACAGACCCAGAACUGGUCAAAUUCAUUGGGGAUAUUUACUACGGGCUCUUCCGAGGCUGUAAAGUGCGACAAUGUGGGCUCGGAGGCCGCCACUCCCAAUUUACGAUCUUCCCACAUCUGGUGAAGGAGCUCAAUGCAGGCCUCCAUGUCACGAUUCUGCUGCUCCUCUUCCUGGCCUUGGCUCUGGCUCUGGUGAGCAUGGGCUUUGCCAUUCUCAACAUCAUUCAGGUCCCCUACAGGGCAGUCAAUGGCCCUGGUGGCAUCUGCCUUUGGAAUGUCCUGGCAGGUGGAGUCGUGGCACUAGCCAUCUGCAGCUUCAUGGCUGCGGUGAAAUUUCACGACCUGACAGAGAGAAUCGCCAACUUCCAGGAGAGGCUCUUUCAGUUCGUCGUGGUGGAAGAGCAGUAUGAAGAGUCGUUUUGGAUCUGCGUGGCAAGCGCCUCAGCCCACGCAGCAAACCUGGUUGUGGUGGCAAUCAGUCAAAUUCCCCUCCCAGAAAUCAAGACUAAAAUGGAAGAGGCCACAGUUACCCCCGAGGACAUCUUAUACUGA